CAGAAUCAGAACCUUUAAACUGCAUAUAUUUAAACAUGAAAGGUUACUGUCCCACAGUGUGAUAAAGAAUCUCUUUAGCAUGUGAAAGUGAAAUUAAUUUGAUUGAUUGAAGAACUAUUCCUGCAGCUAAAAGACUUUACUGAGUUUUACAGCGUCCUGAUUAUUAAACAGCGACUUUUACAUCAUUUCUUAGCCAGACGGGUUGGAAAAGUGGCGUUUUAUGACCUAGUUUGCCUGCAGCGGUGGCAUCUGGUGAAUCAUAUAAGUACUUCCUAAUUCCUGAUCAAGAAAAGUGAAAGGAAAACGUCCAGCCGGCGUUUGUUUUUUUGUUUUUUUUGUUUUUUUGUUCUUUUUACUAUCCUAUGGAUUAACACAGAGAGAAACGAUCCCAAAAGAAGCGGACACAAUGAACUAGUACCAUACAGGUGCCCCCCCCCCUUGAAGCUGCUCACACUCAGCAUGAUGUGAUGUGGUGGAGAGAGGAACAGGAAAAUAACAGCACAAAGAUGCUGAACAGCUGAUGGAGUUUCUCAUCAGUGGAGACUUUGAGGCUGAUGUAUGAGUGAAGCUGGUUCAGUCUGCAGGACACACACAAGCCGUGAAACAUGGCCUCUGCAUCACAGUCUGCUGAAGGUUAUAUCGGAAGUGCAAGACGCCACCUUGUGGGCGAAUUAAAGAAUCUAUCUGUGAUUUUAGAGAACUUAUAUCAGCGAGGAGUUCUCUGUGAUGAAGAGGUCAGUAAAAUACAGGCAGAGAAGGACGACUACGACAAAACCAGAAAAAUACUGGACUCAGUCACAAAAAAAGGGGAAAAAGCCUGCUAUGAGUUCCUCAAAAUUAUUGACAUGACAAGGAAGAGGACUUUGGAGAGACCACCUCUUCAUCCUGGCACCAAGACGUUUGACCUGCAUCACUGGAUCAGCUGCUUUUCCUUCAAGGAAGACACACAAAUGAAUGCAAACUAUUUACAAGGACCACGGCCGUGCCACAGAUAUCAGGAAAAGUUAAAGUCAAAUGCAAAAGAGAUGUCAAAAAAGUUUUGGGGAGAAAGUAAAAAGCUGUUUGGAGGAAAGAAGAAGCCUGAUCUGUCGUACGCAACACUUGUAUUAGACACAGACGAAAGUGUUUCUCCGUCUAAAAUAAAGAAAGUGAAGAAAAAGAAAAGCAAGCUGAGUCGCCCUAAAAAGAUGAGAAAAUACAUCCCUGAGGAGAAACCAGACAUUUCCCCCAGUGAGCUGCUGGAAACCGAUAAAAACAUUCUCUUGGUUGGAAAACCUGGAAUUGGAAAGACAGCACUGACUCAUGAAAUGUUGAGACUCUGGGCAGAAAGAGAAAGCAAAGAGCUCGAUUACAUGUUUUACUUUUGCAUGAGGGAAACAUCUGACAUCAUAAGGGCCAAAAACUUAGAGGAACUUCUUUUUGGUGUGUUCUGUGAACCUGAUGAAGGCAAAGAUGAGGUCUUACAGGAUAUAAAGAGACACUCUGACAAUGUCAUAAUAAUUUUUGAUGGGAUCACAGAUCUCUCCUCACAGGUGGUCAAGAAAGUUUUAACAAAGAAACUACUUCCUCUUGCAAAGAUCAUCAUAACAUGCAGACCAGAUGAUGAGGAUGAAGACUUCCUUUCUGGGGACUUUGACAGAAUGGAAGUGAAAGGCUUUAGUGAGCAGACUAUAAAAACAUACUUAUCUGCAACACUCGGUGAAGAUCAGAAGAAAGUUUUGAGUAACUUGGAGUUGGUAACACUUUGUCAUGUCCCCAUGUAUGCACUGAUGAUAGCUGCUUGCUUUAAAUCAGAUGACUCUCCACAGCCGUGUACAGUAACUGAGAUCUACAUCAAUAUUGUUCGAUUCUGCCUUCAGAUAAACAGCAAAACAAAGAACAAAGAUCUAAAUUCGUUCAUCAGCACCAAGAAAGAAGAAAUUCUGUCUCUGGCUGAAGUUGCUUUUCUUGCAACUCAACAAAAAUCUGUGAACCUGACAAACCUGCCCUGUAAAGACAGCUGUGUCCUGUCCUUCCUGAAACCACUUCUCAUUAAGGAGGCCGUGACUGAAACAAUAACCACACAUGCAUUUCUCCAUUACACAGUGCAGGAGUUUUUUGCAGCACUGUGGAUCCUGAAGAAUCCUGAUAAAAUCAGAGAUGUUUUUCAGCAGUGCCUCACAGAGGAGAAGAAACACAUGAAACAUCUGAUCCCCUUCAUGUGUCGACUGUUGAAUGAGAAGAGCCCAAGUUUGAUGAAGCAUCUGAUUCCAGAUCAGGACCUGAAGAAUACAUCUAACUGGUUCUUCAAGGAGCUGAUAAACACAUUUCUUCCUCAUCUGUGUGAGCAAGAAGAGGCUGAUACUGAGGACAGUGGGCUCCAUGUUGACAUACUGUUCUUAUGCCAGUGCUUGUAUGAGUCCCAGAGUCCUGAAGCAUGCGUCUACUUUCUAAACAAGCUAAAAUACCGCCUUGACCUCAGUGGAGAGAGUCUGGAUACUUACCCUUGCUGUGCUGUGGCCUAUGUGGUCACUCAGUCAGAGAAAAAGAAAAUAUGUCUGAACCUCGAGGAUGUUGUGAUAUCAGAACAAGGAAUGAGACAGCUGUUUGAAUGCUUUAAAAAUGUUCAGUGGUCUGACCCUCUGCCUCAACAGCUUUGGGAGAUUUUUCUUAUCAAUGAAGAGCAGAUGAACUUUGUAAGCUUACUCAGCCUAGAUGGAAACCUUCACCUUCUAGUUGAUGGUGAAAAGAAGCUUUUUGAAAGAGCUGUGGAAAUCAUGCAGAGGAUGCCUACAAAGGUUAAUGUGUGCCUCCACUGGGACAAGGAAACUCCUGCCUGUCACAGUCAGUGUGAGUCUCUGUUAAAGGCUUUGCCGUUCAUCAGCUCACUCAGCUUCAGAGGUCCAGUUUCAUGGAGGCAGGAGAAAUACCAUGGGACACUGGAGAGGGAGCAGAAGAGGCUAUUCAUGGAUUUAUGCCUGAAAGCAGCACUUCAAUAUAAAGAAAAAAACAAACAUAUACUGAAGAGGCUCCUCCUAUUGUUUCCAGUUAAAACAGACAUAGACAACAUCUUUCUUGAUUUGUUUGAACAUGUGAAAGAGUUUUCAAGUAACUUUAAAAUGGCUUUGAAGCCAUUUUUCCAGUCAGCUCCUGCAGUCUGGUCCAUAAACCUCUCAGAGAGAAAGACCUCCAUCCUCCUGGAAGUGCUGAAACUCCAACCAGAGAAGAAACAAGUGGAGCUGACAGGCUGCUCACAUGAAGAGAGUGAAGUGAGGAGUUUCCUGCAGUGUCUGCCUUAUAUCUCACAGCUCAGUGUCGUUUCUGACUUCUCAGAAUCUUCAGAAGAAAUCAGGUUCAUUGGCAAUCUGAUCUAUGCAGCUGCAGAGAGAAAACAGUGGACAGGAGAGAAGAUACUGGAACUGUUAUCAACAGUGUGCACAUACAAAGGAUUUCCUCUUAGAGAAAUACUGUGUGAUUUCCUACUUGACCUUUACUCCAGUGAAUCUGAAAUGGCCCUGAGGGUUCUUCCAUCAUUACAGUCAGUAUUUUCAGCUCCUGCAGUCUGGUCCAUAAACCUCUCAGAGAGAAAGACCUCCAUCCUCCUGGAAGUGCUGAAACUCCAACCAGAGAAGAAACAAGUGGAGCUGACAGGCUGCUCACAUGAAGAGAGUGAAGUACUGAUUUUACUUCAGUGUCUGCCUUAUAUCUCACAGCUCAGGUAAAUGAAUGCUAUUUUUGUCAUUUAUGUCAGAAGUGUCAAAUUAAUUUUACAAUGCGGGCCACAUACUGGCCACUUUGGUCUUAAGUGGGCUGGACCAAUGAAACUCCCCUUUGUGUAAGAAUAAAGACGUUACUCAUUCAGUACAACUUUAGAUAUACAAUAGAAAUCAAAACAACAGUUGCAUCAAGGCCCUUUAUAUUUUAAGGUAGACCCUACAAUAAUACAUACAGAG
Molecule: messenger RNA, 3932 nt
Organism: Oreochromis niloticus (Nile tilapia)
Lineage: Eukaryota; Metazoa; Chordata; Actinopteri; Cichliformes; Cichlidae
Product: nucleotide-binding oligomerization domain-containing protein 1
Exons: 8
Coding region: 606-3701 (1031 amino acids)
Biological process (GO): regulation of apoptotic process
Molecular function (GO): ATP hydrolysis activity
Source: RefSeq, a predicted model, not a curated record